Messenger RNA from Austrofundulus limnaeus, 1445 nucleotides. Its product is annotated as N-lysine methyltransferase SMYD2-A. Gene Ontology annotation, cellular component: nucleus. Gene Ontology annotation, molecular function: protein binding. The record is from RefSeq and is a predicted model, not a curated record. Lineage: Eukaryota; Metazoa; Chordata; Actinopteri; Cyprinodontiformes; Rivulidae.
AUCUGGAGGACGAGGAUAACGAGAAACGAGAGCGGACCGAGGCGGACAUCGCUGGGCUUUAUCGUUUUUACUCCAAGCACCUGGAGAUACCCGACCACAAAGACCUGCUCCAUCUCUUUUCCCAGGUUGCUUGUAACGGCUUCACUGUAGAGGAUGAUGAACUUUCUCAGAUGGGUACUGCAAUCUAUCCUGACGUGGCGUUGAUAAACCACAGCUGCCUCCCCAGCGUCAUCGUCACGUAUAACGAAACGUCGGCCGAAGUUCGGGCGGUGCAGGACAUGAAACCAGGAGAUGAAGUGCUCAUCAGCUACAUAGACCUGCUUUAUCCAACAGACGACAGAAACAACAGGCUGAGAGAGUCCUACUACUUCACCUGUGACUGUCGGGAGUGCAGAAGCAGGUCCAAAGACAAUGCGAAGUUAAAAGUCCGUAAGCAGAGCGACCCCAUCGAGCCACAGGUCGUCAACAACAUGACGCGCUACGCCAGGAAUAAAAUCAGAGAAUUCCGGGCCCUGAAGCAUGUUAAAAGUCCCGCUGAGCUGCUGGAGAUGUGCGAACAGAGUCUGGACGAAAUGGGAGCCGUCUUUGACGACUCCAGCGUCUACAUGCUCCACAUGAUGUACCAGGCCAUGGGCGUCUGCAUUUACAUGCAGGACGCCGACGGAGCCAUCAGAUACGGCCAGAAGAUCCUCAAACCUUACAGCAAGCUGUAUCCACCGUACUCCCUGAAUGUUUCCUCCAUGUACCUGAAGAUGGGCCGGAUCUACAUGGGSGUGGAGAGGCACUCAGAGGCCGUCAGCGCGUUCAAGAAGGCGUUGGCUAUAAUGGAGGUGGCUCAUGGGAAGGAUCACCCCUACGUUAAAGACGUGCGUAAAGAGAUGGGCCAAAAAUGAAAAGAAAUGAAAUCAUGCAGCUGCUGUUGGACUACAGAACACUUGACCAUGGCGAUGACGUUGACCCCCUGCUCCCAGAUCAUCUGCCAGAAGUCGGCACAGGUGUUGGCAAGUGGGCCUUGUGUGGCGAUGUAGUGCCACUCCUCCCCUCUGAUCAUAACCUGGAAAAAUAAACAUCAAAAACAGCUUUUUUKGGGGGGAUAUUAAAAUUUUUAAAUCAAGAAAACACAUUUAGGAGAAAGGUUAUUUCAGUUCAACUGUAAUGAUCAUGAUCUUAUCCACCACUAGAGGGCAGCAUAGUAAGCUUUAUUUUAUUGAAUACAUUUUUUUGUUCUUUAUCUGCUUUUUUAAUUUAGUUCAACAUCCUGUUAAUAAAAAUAAAGUACCAACAUCAACAAACUCCUAACUUUGUUAUUACCUAAAGCUCAGCUGAUUCAUCAAGUCAAACUGUUAAAUGUAAACAGGAUGAAGAGAUGGAYACAGAACAAACAAGGACUUUUGUUCUAAAGGAAGAUAUCUUGAAAAAUGAUCAUUAAACAUUAUAAACUUGGA